AUGGAAAAAACCGAAUAUCGUGCAGUGAUAAAAUUCUUUGUUUUGGAAGGUUUAUCAGCAACAGAAAUUCAUACAAAAAUGGUGAAAGUGUUAAAGGAAUCUGCUCCUUCAUUUCCAACUGUGCAUCGAUGGGUUUUAGACUUUAAACGUGGUCGUACAAGCGUUGAAGAUGAACCACGUAGUGGACGUCCAAAAAGUGCAACAACACCAGAAAUCAUUGAGCAAGUCUAUGAUAUUGUUUGUAAAGAUCCAAGUUUAACUAAGCGUGAAAUUGCUGAUACCAUAGGCAUCUCAGAUGAACGAGUACUCCAUAUUUUACACGAAGAAUUACAUAUGAAAAAGCUGCUCGGAAAGUUAGUGCCGCAUUCGUUAACAAUUCAACAAAAACUGAAUCGAAAACAAAUUUCUCACCGUAAUUUGGAGCGUUUUAAGCAGAAUAAAACCGAUUUUGUGCGUCGUUUUAUAACUAUGGAUGAGACUUGGAUCUACCAUCAUGAUCCUAAACUGAAACAAGAACGUUUACAGUGGAUUGAAGCUGGUUCUUCAGCUCCAAAACAGGUGAAGUCAGAACGAUCGGCAAAAAAGGUUAUGGCAUCAGUUUUUUGGGAUGCAAAAGGGGUUUUGUUGAUUGAUUAUCUUGAAAAAGCUUCACUUGAUCAACGUUAA
Rotaria sp. Silwood1 is the source of this 666-nucleotide messenger RNA. The record is from the annotation of a GenBank genome assembly. NCBI's taxonomy places the organism in Eukaryota, Metazoa, Rotifera, Eurotatoria, Philodinida, Philodinidae.